UCUCUUCCUUCAGAGAUGUACAGGCGAGCCAAAGCGUUUUCCAGGUCCCCUAAAACCCACGAUUUCCCAAAUUUGUUGGUAGACAAAAUUGAUAUUGAUUUAAGGUCUGAAGCCCAAUCAAGUGCAAGGCAUUACAAGUCACUCGCCGCUUCGGGCUUCCAAGAAUCCGCUGGUCAUUUCGCCUUUAUUGGCCCUUCGUUCGUCAUAUGCAUCAUUGGCCGCUCCGUGCUCGCCGGAUCUACUUCAAGUAGAGUCGGCGUGCGCUGCCUCACCCCGAGCAGUGUCCGCUCGAGGGUUGCCGAGAUGUCGAGCAGUUCGUCGAAUUCUACGCAUUUGGCUCGGCCCGUGUCCGGAUUGGGUGGCGGGCAGGUGGCGGAUGAACCCCGGGGGAACAGUCCGAUGGAAGGUGGUGGCGUGACGCCGACAGCCACCGGUUCCCAAUUGCCUGAAAGUGCUCGGGAUGACAAAGAAGAGAGGGUUACCGAAGAGGAGAUGAUGAAGGUCUUCACGGACUUGGAUGACGAGUUUGAGAGUGGCACAGCCAGCGUGACGGAUGCUACCAAAGUGCGUCAUCUCAGUGCCAAAGGCGAGGGCCAUCCGCACCACUUCCAUGACGGCGAGAAGAUGGCCCCCGUGGUAGAUAAGGUGGCCUUGGCGGAGGAGCGUUAUCGCGUCCUGAGCGGGCGACAAUUGGAUUUGGAGGCCCGCUUUCGAGAUCUGACUCGGCGGGUGCAUUUUUUACGCACGCAAAAGCUCGGGGCUCAGAUUGCCGAUGAGUUGUCGCGGCUGCGGCACACGGGACAGAAGUUGCUAACGCCGCCCAUAGCGCCGGCCCCCACCUCCCUUGUCAACAGUCUGCCUCCCACCAUUAACCCGUUGUUUAUGCCCGCUAAAGUGCAAGUGCCCGAUGGGAUUGUGUUGCCCUCCGAGCCGUUGGCCGAUGUGCCGCCUCCGGUCAAGGUCAAAGAGGAAGACGUGGGCGAUGAGUGUGACGUGGAAACGGGUCCAAGUCAGGACAAACAAAAAGCCGAUGAGAUCUUGGGCCAAAUGGAUUGUCAUUUGAGGCAUUUGAUUCAGAAUUAUGAUUCCGAGGCCACUGAAAGCUCGUCCGGCGGGGAAAGUUGUGACGAGUUCGACAACUACUCCAAGAACCAUUCGCACUACCUCCCAAUCAAGAAGCGAGCCAAAUGGCAUUGGCUGUCCAAUCGUUCUAGUAUCGCCAGCAAGUGGACAUGGCUGACGGCUCAAAUCUCCGAUCUCGAAUACCGUAUUCGUCAACAAACCGAAUGCUACCGACAAAUUCGUGCGCGUAAGGGCUUGGUGACCUUGGGCGAUCCGGUGGUUUCUUGGCCUCCUCACGCCAAGAAACCGGUGACUGGACCCCGAUCUGCCGACAAUGAAGUUCCACUCAACUGUAAACCGGUGACCAAGGAUUACAGUCGAGUGGAUUCCACUGGUCGGAAGAUUAUUAUCAAAGAACCCUUUCUCCCCGAGUCUGUAGUGACAAGUGUCGACGAUGAUAACUCCUUGGGCGCCUCCCGUACCCGACCCCUGAGAAACAUUCGGAAGCGUCGCGUUAUUUCCACGUACAAUCUGCCCAAAGUGCCUCACCGUCUUUCCAAAGAGAGCACUGUUCAAUGUGACUGUAUCCAUCCAUUGUUUUGGUGCACACUCUGCUACGGCCGUGUUCAUCAUGCCCAUGUACCUGACCCCCUCACCCAAGAGGAAAGCCAAUGUCUAGCUCUACUUGACCAUUCCUACCAUCAAGUGUUGUCUACCCCGGAAGACGUACCUGUAUCCGUGCUCAUGGCGAAAAAGAUGAAGGACAAGUCCUGGUUGAAAACGCCCUCUCAAUCCGCCGACUUAGAUCGUGCUGAAGCAUUGGCGCUAAUGAAGAAGAGGAAAACAAAGAGGAAAAAGAGCGGUGACGUUAGUGGUGAAAACGGUGGAGAUUCGGAGGUAGCCAAGAAACGGAACAAGAAAUCCAAAAAACUCAACAAGAACAUCUUAAAAGUAAAGACCAAGCGACGGAAGUCCUUGAGUGUGCAUCAUGUUCUGGACGACCGCGGGUUGACCAUCAACGACUUGAACAGUGACAGUGAUGGAAUGGACACUUCUCCGGUUCCCUCUCCUUUAUCACAUCCAUCUCACGCCAGCAAUCAACAAUGGGCCGAUAUCAUUCGAAGGAAACGAGAAACCGCUUUCGACAUCGAUAACAUUGUCAUUCCAUACUCUAUUGCCGCCUCGACACGAGUUGAACGACUCAAGUACAAAGAGAUCCUUACCCCCACCUGGAGGGCUGUGGAUCGAGAAUCGGAGAUGAUCAAUCCCCUUCCCGAGGAAGGAACGCCGAAAAAGAAGAGUGCCAAAUCCACGGUUCCUCCGUCAGCCCCCUCUACUCCAGUGGCUGUCUCCUCAGCUCCAGCAAGCAUGCCAACCUCAACGUCUCCUCCCAAUAAACCCCUCAAGGAAUCUCAGCUUUCGGACGAGGACAUCACCGAAAUGUGCUUUGAAACUCGUCACGCCCGAGCUGAGGUUGAAGAGAGGAAGCGUUGGCAGACCUCGGUAUUUAAAUCCACGGGAGGCCAGAGAACCCGCACUCGUCGGCAAGAUAGCGUUCGAACAGAAGGUGGCGGAGCGGCCAGCAGUGGCUACAACACACCGGACCAUCCCAUGUCCCCCGGAACUCCCAUGGACACCACCCUAGAAGUGUCCACUCGGCCAUCGUCACCAAUAAGUACCGAUGAAUUAAGUCAAGUUCCGUCAUCCACCCCCUCCACGCCUCAAGUGAAUAUGGCGGCCAGCAUUCGUAAUCGACGCCGAACGUCUUCGGCUACCAAGUCACGUGACCGCAAUCCAAGCGAGGACACGCAAUCAUCCAGAUGUACUACUCCCACUUUGGACACUCACUUGAUCUCGGUUCCAGAUCGAAUGGACGUGAUUCCUUUCGAGGCCCGAGUAUUUCCCCUCUCCGAGCAAGACAUCGAAAGAAUGGGAGCGGAAAUGCCGGUGGUCGUCGAGUCUGGGAGUAAUUUUAGUAGUAAUCAUGUCUCAGGUAGGGCUGCUGUUGAUGAUGGGGACGUAUUAUCCAAAGGCUCUGGUGAGAAGCGGCCGAACUUUUCUAACUCGACCGGGAUCGACCAGGAUUCCCAAGAAAAGGCUGACACCUCUCAAUCUCCCAGUGUAGAGGAAGACGACGACGAGGAGGAGUUCAUCCUCGAAGAAGAUGACCCAGAUUGGAAGGAGGGUGAAGAAGAGGAAGAUCCUGAUGAUCCAGAAUGGAAUGGAGAGCCCAAAGCUCACACGGGUGAUUCCAAUACUCCCAGACCAUCCGUUGAAGGUGUCAGUUCGUCCAAUCCAUCUGCCUUGUCUAAGGCAGCAGUAUCACCCUCAGCGUCCACUCUGUCACCCUCAUCCGCAAAUGUUGGACCCAAAAAUAAGCAUGGCCUCGCUUUAAAGAUCAACAAGCGGUAGAAGAACACUUAAUUUGGAAUAAAUGUCAAUGACUUGUUUCCGGUUUUUCGUUCGAUUCUAUCUACCCUUGGUUUUCCUUCAUCUUGUUCUUACUAACUCCUAGCUCACUCUAGAAGCACAACUAACCCGUUGUUCUCUUUCUUUCCUCCCUAG
Molecule: messenger RNA, 3627 nt
Organism: Tigriopus californicus
Lineage: Eukaryota; Metazoa; Arthropoda; Copepoda; Harpacticoida; Harpacticidae
Gene: nsl1
Product: KAT8 regulatory NSL complex subunit 1-like
Exons: 3
Coding region: 16-3474 (1152 amino acids)
Cellular component (GO): NSL complex
Molecular function (GO): histone acetyltransferase binding
Source: RefSeq, a predicted model, not a curated record